Messenger RNA from Amorphotheca resinae ATCC 22711, 769 nucleotides. RefSeq lists its product as hypothetical. Lineage: Eukaryota; Fungi; Ascomycota; Leotiomycetes; Helotiales; Amorphothecaceae. Bases 93 to 605 code for a protein of 170 amino acids. The record is from RefSeq and is a predicted model, not a curated record. The transcript is spliced from 3 exons.
CAUACCUACUUGUACAUACCUUUACUUUACAUAUUCAUAUACAUACUUACUUGCUUACUUAAAGUACUUGGUACUUCCAGCACUCGGCCUGCAUGGCAUGCCGAUCGCCCGCCUACACCUACAUACAUAUCCUGCUCCAUCUAUUCCCCGCGCAUAGGGCAAUCAAUCUCUCGUCAUCAGCAGCUCUCCAGGUCCUGAACUCAGAUCUUGAGAAUCGAAUCGAGUCGAAUCGAAUCUAUCCAGGAGACACGCGUUCUCUUCCGUGUUCAUUUGCUCCUCCAUCCGUUCGUUCGUUCGUUCGUUCAGCAGAAAAACAUACAUCUACCUUACAUUUCCCACACCCGCGUCUCCCCUAUCCUAUCCUAUCCAAACAGCUUUCUCACCUCACACGCAACCCAACCCAACCCAACCACUCAGCAGCCACUUUCUGCACCCGUCGAAAAAAAAACUCUCAGCAUCCUUCCUCCCCGGAGACGAGACACACGCUCCUCCUCGAGGGGAAUCCCAAAACUGCUGCGUGGACGCCCGAUGUGCGAUUACACGCAGGUCGAGUUCCGGUGCGGGCACGUCCGCUACACGGUGCGGGCUUGGUGCUCGAGCUAUGAGACGACGCAUCGACGAUGUCCGCCUACGGUCGUGGCGAUUGAGUUUAGACUAGAUGAACGAUGUGGGGAUUGUCGCGCGCCGGCUAUCACGCCUACGUGGAUGGGACAGUACACGAAGAACUCGCGCAUCCAGGCUUGAGCGGGGUCUGGUCACGAUCUAGGAG